Molecule: messenger RNA, 2088 nt
Organism: Schistosoma mattheei
Lineage: Eukaryota; Metazoa; Platyhelminthes; Trematoda; Strigeidida; Schistosomatidae
Source: the annotation of a GenBank genome assembly
AUGCUUAAAUGGUCCAAGGAUAAAAAAGAUGAACAACCUACAGAUUGGCCUAAAUAUGCUGAACAUUUAGAACAUUGUGUUGACGAUGUACGACGUGUCGCAAGUGAUGUACACAGAGGUCUAGUGCAAAAUGUUCUCGUCAGUAAGAAAAAUAAAAAGUAUCCUGAGUAUGUACUGUCAACUAUUUUAAAAGAAUCCGUCGAUAAACCCAAUACAGAUGACCGACUUUUUGUUUGUGUCACUCGUGAAGCUAGUAAAGCUUUGUUAACUCUAUCUACAUAUCAUCGAGAUCAUGAGAAUAGAGUAGAACGUCAAAUUGUUGAACCAUUAAAUCGUCUAACUGAAGAAACAUGUGUCAACAUUACAAAAGGUCGACGUAAUUUACAAAAAUGUUUGACAGAUGUUCGUAAUGCACGUGGACAAUUACAAAAAACUAUGCAAUGUAUACAAACAAAUACAAAUUCAAGUUAUCCUGGUUCUUGUAAUCCAUCUGUGACAAUUGAUGCAGUCAAUCGAAUUAAAUCUUCAAAAGAACAAUUACUUCGUGAUCUGUAUUCAUUCGCCGCUGAAGAAGAAAACUAUUCACGCCUUAUACUUAAGUACUUUGAAUUACAAGAAAAUUAUUUAUCGGAUAGUUUACAGUUGGUUCAAAAAGUGAUUUCCGAUAUAUCUCAAACUAUCAGACUACAGAAAUGUCUUACUACAUUUGGCAGACAUCUACCUGAUCAUUUAGCCGAGACUAAACGAUCUAUCGCCUAUGUCCUAGACGUAUGUAUUAAUUAUUUGAAUCAAGAAUCUAUCAUGCAAGAAGAGGGUCUUUUUCGAAAGUCUGGAUCCCAAAAACGGACAGACCUCUUAGUAAAAGCUUUAAAUAUCAUGCAAAUCGAUGAACAUUUACUUAGAAAAUGUGACUGUGCUGUUGUUGCUGCUGCUUUGAAACAAUAUUUGCUUAGUCUUCCUGAACCAUUAAUCACUUAUGAUUUCGCUGAUCAAUGGGCUGCUGCUUCUAAAAAACCGAAUUCAGCAGCGGUUAAUUUACAGUUAAUUCAUAGUUGCCUUGAAAAAAUGCCUAAGGAGUUUCGUUUAAAUUUAGGCUAUUUAAUGUGCUUCUUGCAUAAAUUGUCUAGUCAAUCAGAUGUGAAUAAAAUGACUUCUGAUAAUUUAUCAAUAGUGAUUGCACCAAACGUGUAUAGACUUUCAUACUGUUCCAUGGGUACUGGUAAUAAUAUUGCCAAUGGCAGUUCAGUACGACAAAUUGAAGAUUUAGGAAAAUCUUUAGAUUUCUUACAAAGCAAUGGUCCAGGAAUUCAUUUAGUAGAUAUUCUUAUCCAAAAUGCAGAACAGUUAUUUGGUCAAGAGCAAGCCUCGUUUCGUGUAACUCAUGUUCCACCUAAUUUCGGAAUAAAAGUUUCUUCACAGUGUCCAUCUACUACUGGUUCUGUACCUUCAUUGAAGUCAUCGAAUUCCGGCACUGGUGUUUCUCAUGGAUUUGAUAGCAGUACCAUAGCAUUAAAUGAACAAUCAUCUCAGAAUGCUAACCAAUUAAUUGCUCCCAGAAAAUCUGUUGGUGUUGAUCAUGAUUCUGGUGUUUCUACUUCUCAUUCAACUCAGUCUGCUAUAACUUCCAGGAUGUCAAAUUUAAGUACUACUCCUAUACUUCAACGAAAGAAAAAUGCUGCUCCAAAACCACCAGUUCUUUUAAAUCCAACCAAUUAUUCAAUAACUCAUGUGAAUAGUAAUGAUCCUGAAAAAUCAGAAAAUCCCUCUGGCACUGGCAUAGAAAACAAAAAUAAUGGUGAUAGUAACAACAUUUGCAGUAGUAAUAAUUCAGAAGUAUUAAUUCAUCAUUCUCAUCAUGAAAGUCUUCCACAAAUUAUAAGUAGCUCAACCACAAACUGCACAGAAUUAACAACCAUUAAUCAUAAUCAAAAAUUGUCAUUGCCAUCACAAAUGAUCACACCACCAACUAUUCAUGAAUCGAAACUGAAUAAAGAUCUACCACCUAAACGACCCCCACCACCUGAUGCUAAUUCUAAGUCGAAUAAUUCUACAUUAGAAUUAGAUACUGAUAAUGUAACUGUUAUGUAG